AUGGCUCCUAAGGUUGAGGGAGAGCAGAAGGCCGCCAAGAAGGGCCCUAAGAAGGAGCCCGCCGCUAAGAAGGCAGUUCCCGCGGGGAAAAAGCCCAUCGGCGACAAGAAAGAGAAGAAGAAGGCUCGCAAGGCCGUCACGGAAACGUACAAGAUCUACAUCUACAAGGUUCGCCAGACGCGCGCUGCCGUUAGUCUCAAAUGUUCCCCCUCGUCGGCCGCUCUUUCCCACGUCAUACCGCUUUCCUCGUCGCCCGCAAUUUCCCUCAUCUCCCUCGCCGACCCUCGCCGCCCUCGCCUCUGCUUGUCGCCCGCGCUUCCCGUCGUCGCCCUUGCUUCCCCGUCACCCGUGCUUCCCGUCGUCGCCCUUGCUUCCCCGUCACCCGUGCUUCCCGUCGUCGCCCUUGCUCUCCCGUCACCCGCGCUUCCCGUCGUCGCCCUUGCUUCCCCGUCACCCGCGCUUGUUCUCAUCUCUCGCUCUCCUCCUCAACGUCUUCGUUUCCCUCGUCGCCAUAACGCCCUCGCUUCUGCCCGUCGCCCUCGCCUCCCCACAUACCCGCCUCCAUCUCCCCCACAUACCACCCGCCUUCCUCCCCACAUUCUAUUCCGCUUGUCAUACGCUCUUCUCCUCUUCCUCCCUUCCAUCUCUCCCUCCCUCCCUCUCCCUCUCUCUAUCUCUCUUUCUUCGAACCUCUCUCUCACCCUUUCUUCCACCCUUCUUCCUCCUGAGGGGAAGGGACUGAAUGAGAGACACAGAGGGGAUAGGACAGAAGGGUAUGCAGAUGUUCUUUUCCCCCACGCGCUUCCCCUCAUCGCCCUCACUUCCCCCAAAUUGUUGCCCCCUGUCUCUGUUUUUCCCAACCACCCGUUCUCCCACCAGCCCUGCUUCCCCCUUUGCCCUGAUUCCUUCCACCCUCUGCCCUGCUCCCCCCCAUCCCCUUCCCUGCUUCCCCCCACCCUCUGCCCUGCUCCCCCCAUCCCGUUCCCUGCUUCCCCCCACCCUCUGCCCUGCUCCCCCCCAUCCCCUUCCCUGCUCCCCCCCACCCUCUGCCCUGCUUCCCCUCAUCCCAUUCCCUGCUUCUCCCCACCCCCUGCCCUGCUUCUCCCCAUCCCCUUCCCUGCUCCCCCCCACCCCCUGCCCUGCUUCCCCCCAUCCCCUUCCCUGCUUCCCCCCAUCCCCUUCCCUACUUCUCCCCAUCCGCUUCCCUGCUUCCCCCCCUCUUUUGCUGCUUCCCCCUACCCUCUGCCCUGCUCCCCCCCAUCCCCUUCCCUGCUUCCCCCCAUCCCCUUCCCUGCUUCUCCCCAUCCCCUUCCCUGCUUCCCCCCAUCCCCUUCCCUGCUUCCCCCCAUCCCCUUCCCUGCUUCCCCCCAUCCCCUUCCCUGCCGUGCCCUCUCUGUUCCCCGCCCCUGCAUGUACGGAGGGAUUGGGAGCCGCUUUGCCUAG
Messenger RNA from Closterium sp. Naga37s-1, 1443 nucleotides. The record is from the annotation of a GenBank genome assembly. NCBI's taxonomy places the organism in Eukaryota, Viridiplantae, Streptophyta, Zygnematophyceae, Desmidiales, Closteriaceae.